Molecule: messenger RNA, 1014 nt
Organism: Theobroma umbraticum
Lineage: Eukaryota; Viridiplantae; Streptophyta; Magnoliopsida; Malvales; Malvaceae
Source: RefSeq, a predicted model, not a curated record
AUGCAUAGAGCUUGUGACAGGAAUGAAAGGGCCUACCUACAUCAGUUCCAAACGCAAAACCACCAUGGUAGUGCCAUGCUCGAAGACGUCAGAGCUAUCACCACCUUUUCUUUAGGCAAAUUCCUAGUCAUUCCAGGCCUAGCUCUUUCGUUUUUCUACACAUUCUUGUAUAACCUUCCCUGUCAUAAAGCUUCUGAUCUUUGCUCACCGUUUGAGGUCAUAUGGUCGAGUUCACCUAUAACUACGGAUUAUCCCACCAAUGUUAGCCACAUUAAGUUUGUUUUAGUCGGUAGCUUAAAAACAUGGAAGCAAAGAAGAGCAUACACUGAAGCCUGGUGGGGGCCAAAUGAAAAUAGGGGAAAUAUCUUUCUGGAUUCACCUCCCUCAGAAGAAUUUCUACCUUGGCCUGAAACUUCUCCUCAUUUUCAGGUCAAUGAAGAUGCCACUAAGGUAGCAGUAUACCCUAAGCUUGCAAACCCAUUUGAAGCAAGAAUCUUCCGUUCGGUUUUGGAUUCAUUCAGACUAGGAGAUAACAAAGAUGUGAGAUGGUUUGUAAUGGCAGAUGAUGACACUCUUUUUUUCGUCGAUAAUUUAGUAGAGGCUGUCAUAUCAAACUUUCUUUUCUUCUUUGAUAUGGCUUAUGGGGGAGCUGGAUAUGCUUUGAGCUAUUCCCUGGUAGAAGAACUUGCGCCAUUGAUGGAUGAUUGCCUUGAUAGAUAUCCAUUCAUGCAUACCAGCGAUUAUCUAUCAUUCUCGUGUUUAUCAGACUUGGGUAUUGGUCUGACCGUUGAAAGAGGCAUGCUAUCAUCUCAUCCGCAAUCCCCAAUUGUUACACUUCACCAUUUUGACAACAUAGACCCACUUUCCUCUUCCAAGAACCGCACUGAAUCAAUGGAUCAUCUCAUGGAAGCUGCCAAAGUUGAUCAAUCACGUCUGGCACAACAAACAAUCUGCUAUCACAGGCCAAAGAACUGGUCUUUCUCAGUGUCAUGGGGCUACUCGGCUCAUCUAUAA